UUGUCGUGGAAGUUUAAUUAGCGUAACUGAAAACGCUAGCAACGUUUCAUUUUAGAGGACAUCUCCUGAAGAGAAUUGUGUAUUUGUCUACUGCAUUUAUUUCCUCAGAAUUGUAUUUCCAUAAGCUUUUUGUAUACCUCUUCCCCAGUUAAAAUGAGCGCGGCAGCUUUUCCACCUGCUGAUUUCCGAUCAUCCAAACAUCUCCGUAAAAGAGCGCGAUUUCUAUUAGAGCAUCCCGACCUGGAAAUACCAACUGAUAUUGAGUUCGAAAUUGGUGUGAGUCCAGGAAAGGUCUUCAAGACCCACAAAUUGUUUUUAGCUCUGGUAAGCGCUGUAUUCCAAACACUUUUCUACGGUUCCAUCGAGCUCAAGGAAGAACGAGUAGAAAUCCCGGAUAUUACUCCAGAAGCGUUUCAGAAUCUACUACAUUACGCAUUUACGGAUGACAUAAGCGGCAUAACAAUGCACAAUGUCAUGGACACGUUAUACUGCGCUAAAAAGUACAUGAUCGACAAGCUGAGUCGAGCCUGUCGGGAUUAUGUGCAGUCGCAUCUCACUGCGGACUGCGCAUGCGAUAUCUUCCAACAGGCUCAAGCAAUUGGUGAAAGCGAAUUAGCCACACUGGCUUUAGCUUAAAUAUCGCGAUCCACUAUUGUCGCUAUGCAGAGCGACGCUUUCAUAGAUCUCCCAUUUGAUACUUUGAAGCAGAUUGUGGAUUGUAAGAAUUUGAGCGCUUCGGAACCAGCAGUUUACGAUCAAGUGUGCCGAUGGGCAAAGCAAGAUAUCACUCGUCCAGUGUCUGGUUAUGCUUUGCGCGAAGCGCUCGGUACCAUCUUUCACUCCAUCCGGUUCCCUUUAUUCACGGCUUCUCAGUUAGCUGACGGCCCGGUAGCAGUAAGUUUUUGAAUUGUUGC
Molecule: messenger RNA, 914 nt
Organism: Paramacrobiotus metropolitanus
Lineage: Eukaryota; Metazoa; Tardigrada; Eutardigrada; Parachela; Macrobiotidae
Product: BTB/POZ domain-containing protein 6-B-like
Exons: 5
Coding region: 154-636 (160 amino acids)
Biological process (GO): neurogenesis
Cellular component (GO): cytosol
Molecular function (GO): protein binding
Source: RefSeq, a predicted model, not a curated record